Procambarus clarkii (red swamp crayfish) is the source of this 2544-nucleotide messenger RNA. Lineage: Eukaryota; Metazoa; Arthropoda; Malacostraca; Decapoda; Cambaridae. The record is from RefSeq and is a predicted model, not a curated record.
AUGAAUGUUGAGGGGGUGGGGGUGUGGGGUUCAUUAGUGGGGGGGGUGCGGUCACCCCCUCCCUCUCUCCAGCAGUGCCAGACUGCGGCAACACUUGCCUCUCCAGCAGUGCCAGACUGCGGCAACACUUGCCUCUCCAGCAGUGCCAGACUGCGGCAACACUUGCCUCUCCAGCAGUGCCAGACUGCGGCAACACUUGCCUCUCCAGCAGUGCCAGACUGCGGCAACACUUGCCUCUCCAGCAGUGCCAGACUGCGGCAACACUUGCCUCUCCAGCAGUGCCAGACUGCGGCAACGCUUGCCUCUCCAGCAGUGCCAGACUGCGGCAACGCUUGCCUCUCCAGCAGUGCCAGACUGCGGCAACGCUUGCCUCUCCAGCAGUGCCAGACUGCGGCAACACUUGCCUCUCCAGCAGUGCCAGACUGCGGCAACGCUUGCCCCUUCAGCAGUGCCAGACUGCGGAAACGCUUGCCCCUUCAGCAGUGCCAGACUGCGGCAACACUUGCCUCUCCAGCAGUGCCAGACUGCGGCAACACUUGCCUCUCCAGCAGUGCCAGACUGCGGCAACGCUUGCCUCUCCAGCAGUGCCAGACUGCGGCAACGCUUGCCCCUUCAGCAGUGCCAGACUGCGGCAACGCUUGCCCCUUCAGCAGUGCCAGACUGCGGCAACGCUUGCCUCUCCAGCAGUGCCAGACUCCGGCAACGCUUGCCUCUCCAGCAGUGCCAGACUGCGGCAACGCUUGCCUCUUCAGCAGUGCCAGACUGCGGCAACGCUUGCCCCUUCAGCAGUGCCAGACUGCGGCAACGCUUGCCUCUCCAGCAGUGCCAGGCUGCGGCAACACUUGCCUCUCCAGCAGUGCCAGACUGCGGCAACGUUUGCCUCUCCAGCAGUGCCAGACUGCGGCAACGUUUGCCUCUCCAGCAGUGCCAGACUGCGGCAACGUUUGCCUCUCCAGCAGUGCCAGACUGCGGCAACGCUUGCCCCUUCAGCAGUGCCAGACUGCGGCAACGCUUGCCCCUUCAGCAGUGCCAGACUGCGGCAACGCUUGCCUCUCCAGCAGUGCCAGACUGCGGCAACGCUUGCCUCUCCAGCAGUGCCAGACUGCGGCAACGCUUGCCUCUCCAGCAGUGCCAGACUGCGGCAACGCUUGCCUCUCCAGCAGUGCCAGACUGCGGCAACGCUUGCCCCUUCAGCAGUGCCAGACUGCGGCAACGCUUGCCUCUCCAGCAGUGCCAGACUGCGGCAACACUUGCCUCUCCAGCAGUGCCAGACUGCGGCAACGCUUGCCUCUCCAGCAGUGCCAGACUGCGGCAACGCUUGCCUCUCCAGCAGUGCCAGACUGCGGCAACGCUUGCCCCUUCAGCAGUGCCAGACUGCGGCAACGCUUGCCCCUUCAGCAGUGCCAGACUGCGGCAACGCUUGCCCCUCCAGCAGUGCCAGACUGCGGCAACGCUUGCCUCUCCAGCAGUGCCAGACUGCGGCAACGCUUGAUUCUCCAGCAGUGCCAGACUGCGGCAACGCUUGCCCCUUCAGCAGUGCCAGACUGCGGCAACGCUUGCCUCUCCAGCAGUGCCAGGCUGCGGCAACGCUUGCCUCUCCAGCAGUGCCAGUGCGGCAACGCUGCCAGGCCUGCGGCAAAACGCUUGCCUCUCCAGCAGUGCCAGACUGCGGCAACGCUUGCCUCUGCAGCAGUGCCAGGCUGUGGCAACACUUGCCCCUUCAGCAGUGCCAGACUGCGGCAACACCUGCCCCUCCAGCAGUGCCAGGCUGCGGCAACACCUGCCCCUCCAGCAGUGCCAGACUGCGGCAACACUCCGCUUGCCCCUCCAGCAGUGCCAGACUGCGGCAACGCUUGCCUCUCCAGCAGUGUUGGUUGUCCCCCCAGACUGCGGCCAACGCUUGCCCCCUUCAGCAGUGCCAGACUGCGGCAACGCUUGCCUCUCCAGCAGUGCCAGGCUGCGGCAACGCUUGCCUCUCCAGCAGUGCCAGACUGCGGCAACGCUUGCCUCUGCAGCAGUGCCAGGCUGUGGCAACACUUGCCCCUUCAGCAGUGCCAGACUGCGGCAACACCUGCCCCUCCAGCAGUGCCAGGCUGCGGCAACACCUGCCCCUCCAGCAGUGCCAGACUGCGGCAACACCUGCCCCUCCAGCAGUGCCAGACUGCGGCAACACCUGCCCCUCCAGCAGUGCCAGACUGCGGCAACACCUGCCCCUCCAGCAGUGCCAGACUGCGGCAACAUCUGCCCCUCCAGCAGUGCCAGGCUGCGGCAACGCUUGCCUCUCCAGCAGUGCCAGGCUGCGGCAACGCUUGCCUCUCCAGCAGUGCCAGGCUGCGGCAACGCUUGCCUCUACAGCAGUGCCAGGCUGCGGCAACGCUUGCCUCUCCAGCAGUGCCAGGCUGCGGCAACACCUGCCUCUCCAGCAGUGCCAGACUGCGGCAACACUUGUCCCCUCCAGCAGUGCCAGACUGCGGACAGACAACCCCCCCCCCCCCUCAGUGUUCUUGGCACCGUGUGUGUACACAGCGGACCGCCCCUAAUUAG